Messenger RNA from Plasmodium knowlesi strain H, 3171 nucleotides. Its product is annotated as FACT complex subunit SPT16, putative. The coding region runs from base 1 to 3171 and encodes 1056 amino acids. Gene Ontology annotation, cellular component: FACT complex. Gene Ontology annotation, biological process: positive regulation of transcription elongation by RNA polymerase II; transcription elongation by RNA polymerase II. Gene Ontology annotation, molecular function: nucleosome binding. The record is from RefSeq and is a predicted model, not a curated record. NCBI's taxonomy places the organism in Eukaryota, Apicomplexa, Aconoidasida, Haemosporida, Plasmodiidae. The transcript is spliced from 3 exons.
AUGAACGAAUCUCUGGAUAUCGAAAACGCAAAGGCCAAGUUGAAGUUGGUGUUCUCCUUUUGGGAGAGUUCGGAAAACAAAAGCUUCUCGCAAAGCAACGCAUUCUGCGUUUUAUCGGGAAAGUCGAGCAAGGAGGAAAAUGCCACGACGCAGGAGCAGUUCCAGAUGUGGCUGAUGGGGUACCAACUGACGGAGACAUUUUUUCUCUUCCUGAGCAAGGAAAAGUUAAUCAUCCUGACAAGUGAUAAGAAGAAAAAAUUCCUCCAACCGUUAUUGGAUAGUGUGCAAAAUGUACAUGUAAUGGAAAGAAGUAACGACAACUCGGAUAAUUUUGCGAAAAUAAAAGAAAUGAUAAAUGACACAGGAACGGAUGAAAUAGCCAUUCUAAAAGAUAAAGAUGCCACAGGAAAUUUUUUUGAAAGUUGCUACGGUUUUAUAAAAAGUUUAGAAAUACCUCAGAUAGAUGUGAAUAGUGAAUUGAAGUUUUUGUUGAAUUUUCGAUCCGAGUCAGACAUGAAAAUACAGAAAAGUGGAAGCGACAUUGCUUGCAUAAUCUUAAAAAAUAUUUUAAUAACGACAAUUGAAAAUGCGCUAGACAGUGAAGAAUUCCAAAGUCACGAUAAGAUAAAAGACAAAGCUUUAAAAUUUCACGAAAAUAAAAAGUGCGUUUUAAAAUUGAAGGAGAAGCUGAAAGUUGAUAUAGACGAUAUAGAUGUUAUAUACAGCAAUGUACAAAGUGGAAAUCAAUUCACCUUAAAUUAUAAAAAUAGUAGUAAUAAAAAUUACCUCUCCCAGAAUGAAGGUACCAUAUUAGUCGGGGUUGGAGUCAAAUACAAGGAGUUGUGUUCUAAUGUGAAUAGAACACUUUUGCUAAAUGCCAAAACGCAACAUAAGGAAUUGUACAAUUUCACUUUGGCCAUCGAAAAGUACAUUAUUAAGGAAUGCCUCCAGGUAAAUAGCACUUAUUCAGAUGUGUAUAAGAAGGCCAUUAGUUUUAUCAAAAAAAAUAAACAGGAUUACUCUACCUUGAGUCAGAUCGAUUUGGAAGAUUAUUUUGUGAAAUGCAUUGGACAUGUCAUUGGAAUUGAAUUUAUGGAGAAAGAGUUUCUCAUCACGGAAAAUAACAACACAGGAAUUAUACAGAAAAAUACAUCCUAUAAUUUAUCUGUUGGAUUCGAAAACGUGCCCGGCAAUGACAAAAACAAUUUUGCCAUCUGGAUCAGCGACACAGUGUGCAUUAAUGAUAACGGUGAAGUGAACAUUCUUACCGACUCCAUCAGCAAAGAAAUCAACACUAUAUCCUAUGAAUUGGAGGAUAGCAAAAGUGAAGAAGAAAUGGAUAACAACGUCAAGAGUGAAAAGAAAGAACAGAAUGCAGAAUAUCAAAAAAAAAAAACUGGCAUUUCUGCUAGUAUUCUAAACAACGCAGCCAGUGUUAUCGUUUCUGAUAGACUCAGGAGGAGGAACAAAAAUUCACUUGCACACAACAAUGAACAAGAAAUGGAAGAACUGAACAAAAGGCAAAGUGAACUUAAGGAGAAAAAAAUGAACGAAAUAAAAAUUCGCUUCUCCAAAGGAACCAGCGAUUAUAAAGAUCCAAAUAAAAAAAAUAUUAAAAAGUUGGAAGAUGUAAAAGCGUAUAAUGAUGUUGAUCUCCUUCCUAGAGAUUUACGGCCCAAUAUAAUAUCUAUAGAUAAUAAACAUGAAUGCAUUUUACUUCCCAUCAACGGUGCACAUGUCCCCUUCCACGUUUCUACCAUAAAAAAUCUUAGUUCCAAUUAUGAAGACAACAACGAUAUAUAUGUUCUCCGUAUUAAUUUUCAAGUACCAGGUGGCCAAGGGGUUCUGAAAGCAGAUUUCAAUACAUUCCCUACCCUACAGGAAAAAGAAAUGUACAUCAAAGAAUUGAUAUUUAAAUCGAAUGAUGAAAGACAUUUCCAAAAUAUUGUAAAACAAGUGAAGGAUCUCAUUAAACACGUCAGGCAGAAGGAAGUAGAAGCAGAUGUUAAUGAUCCUGAGCAUGCUCAAGAGAAACUUGUUCUGAACAAAAGUGGAAGAAGAAUUAUUCUUAGAGAUCUUAUGACCAGACCAAAUAUUUUUACAGGAAGAAAAAUUUUAGGAACCCUGGAGUUGCAUACCAAUGGGCUUAGAUACUCAGCCAACUCUCGAGGAACGACAGAACAUAUUGAUAUCCUCUUCGACGAUAUCAAGUACGCCUUUUAUCAACCUUCUGAUGGGCAAUUAAUUAUUCUUAUCCAUUUCCACUUGAAGAGGUACAUCAUGGUGGGAAAAAAAAAGACACUAGACGUGCAGUUCUACUGUGAAGCAGGAACACAAAUUGAUGAUCUGGAUAGAGCCAAGGCAAGAAACGUCUACGACCCAGAUGAAAUGCAUGAUGAAAUGAAAGAAAGAGAGCAAAAAAAUCGACUAAAUCUUAUUUUUAAAAAUUUUGUACAACAGAUGCAAGAUGCAUCAAAAAUAGAAUUCGAAAUUCCAUACCCUGAAUUGACAUUCUCUGGAGUCCCAAACAAAAGCAAUGUAGAAAUUUUUGUCACUGCAAAUACAAUUAACCAUCUCGUGGAGUGGCCACCCUUUAUUCUCUCCGUUGAAGAUAUCGAAAUUGCUUCCCUAGAAAGAAUCCACCAUGGGUUACGUAAUUUUGAUAUGAUAUUUGUAUUUAAGGACUACACCAAACCGGUAAAGCGCAUUGAUGUUAUCCCCACGGAGUACAUCGAUACCAUCAAGAAGUGGCUGACCACCAUUGACAUCGUCUUCUACGAGGGCAAGAACAACCUCCAGUGGGGAAAUAUUUUGAAGACCAUUUUGGCUGACAUCGACUCGUUUGUCGAAUCGAAGGGCUUCGACGGGUUCCUCGGCGACGACGAUGACGAGGAGGAGCAGUCCGCGGAAGAUGAGGAUGAUGAUGACGAGUACGAGCUGGACGAAUCUGAAAUGAGCGCGGAGGAUGACAGCGACUACGAUGACAGCGAAGAUGAGAGCCUCGCCACGGAGAGCGACGGCGAGGGAGAAGUCGAAGAAGAUUCCGAGGAUGAGGGGCUUUCUUGGGAUGAGCUCGAGGAGCGGGCCAAAAAGGACGACAAGAAACGAUUCGCUUACAAAAGCGACGAAGAUGAAGGAUACAAUAAGAGGAAGAAAAAGAAAAAGAAUUAA